CACUGUGGGAAGAGCUUCAAGUACCAGAGUCAUCUCAAAAUACACCAGCGCAUUCACACUGGAGAGAAACCGUAUCAGUGCUCACAGUGUGGAAAGAGUUUUAAUAUACAGAGUUAUCUCAAAAUACACCAACGCAUUCACACUGGAGAGAAACCAUAUCAGUGCUCACAGUGUGGAAAGAGUUUUAAUAGACAGAGUGAGCUCAAAAUACACCAGCGCAUUCACACUGGAAAUAAACCAUAUCAGUGCUCACAGUGUGGAAAGAGUUUUAAUCAACAGAGUGAGCUCAAAAUACACCAGCGCAUUCACACUGGAGAGAAACCGUAUCAGUGCUCACAGUGUGAAAAGAGUUUUAAUACACUGAGUGCUCUGAAAAUACACCAGCGCAUUCACACUGGAGAGAAACCGUAUCAGUGCUCACAGUGUGGAAAGAGUUUUAAUAUAAAAAGUCAUCUAAAAAAACACCAGCGCAUUCACACUGGAGAGAAACCGUAUCAGUGCUCAAAGUGUGAGAAGAGUUUUAACAGACAGGAAUCUCUCAAAAGACACCAGCGCAUUCACACUGGAGAGAAACCGUAUCAGUGCUCACAGUGUGCAAAGACUUUUAAUCAACAGACACAUCUCAAAAUACACCAGCGCAUUCACACUGGAAAUAAACCAUAUCAGUGCUCACAGUGUGAAAAGAGUUUUAAUACAAAGAGUGAUCUGAAAAUACACCAGCGCAUUCACACUGGAGUUAAACCAUAUCAGUGCUCACAGUGUGGAAAGAGUUUUAAUCGACACUGUUAUCUCAAAACACACCAGCGCUUUCACACUGGAGAGAAACCGUAUCAGUGCUCACAGUGUGGAAAGAGUUUUAGUAUACAGAGUAAUCUCAAAAUACACCAGCGCAUUCACACUGGAGAGAAACCGUAUCAGUGCUUACAGUGUGAGAAGAGUUUUAACAGACAGGAAUCUCUCAAAAUACACCAGCGCAUUCACACUGGAGAGAAACCGUAUCAGUGCUCACAGUGUGUGAAGACUUUUAAUCAACAGACUAGUCUCAAAACCCACCAGCGCAUUCACACUGGAGAGAAACCAUAUCAGUGCUCACAGUGUGCGAAGAGUUUUAAUACAAAGAGUCAUCUGAAAAGACACCAGCACAUUCACACUGGAGAUAAACCAUAUCAGUGCUCACAGUGUGGAAAGAGUUUUAAUACAAAGAGUGAUCUGAAAAUACACCAGCGCAUUCACACUGGAGAUAAACCAUAUCAGUGUUCACAGUGUGGAAAAAGUUUUAAUCAACACGGUAGUCUCAAAAGACACAAGCGCAUUCACACUGGAGAGAAACCAUAUCAGUGCUCACAGUGUGAGAAGAGUUUUAAUAGACUGAGUCAUCUCAAAAUACACCAGCGCAUUCACACUGGAGAGAUACCGUAUCAGUGCUCACAGUGUGGGAAGAGUUUUAAUAUUCAGAGUGCUCUCAAAAUACACCAGCGCAUUCACACUGGAGAGAAACCAUAUCAGUGCUCACAGUGUGGGAAAAGUUUUUAUACACAGUCUACUCUCAAAAUACACCAGCGCAUUCACACUGGAGAGAAACCGUAUCAGUGCUCACACUGUGGGAAGAGUUUUAAUAGAAAGAAUGAUCUCAAAAGACACCAGCGCAUUCACACUGGAGAGAAACAUUAUCUGCAUCCGGAAUCAGAUACUAACAGAAAAAGCUUUAAUAUACAAAGUGACCGUAAAAUACACCAGCACAUUCACACUGGAGAGAAACCAUAUCAGUGA
Messenger RNA from Trichomycterus rosablanca, 1770 nucleotides. Its product is annotated as zinc finger protein 658B-like. Lineage: Eukaryota; Metazoa; Chordata; Actinopteri; Siluriformes; Trichomycteridae. Gene Ontology annotation, biological process: regulation of transcription by RNA polymerase II. The annotation marks the transcript as partial. Gene Ontology annotation, molecular function: DNA-binding transcription factor activity, RNA polymerase II-specific; RNA polymerase II cis-regulatory region sequence-specific DNA binding. The record is from RefSeq and is a predicted model, not a curated record. The transcript has 2 exons. Gene Ontology annotation, cellular component: nucleus.